Symsagittifera roscoffensis is the source of this 1020-nucleotide messenger RNA. RefSeq lists its product as uncharacterized. The transcript is spliced from 5 exons. The record is from RefSeq and is a predicted model, not a curated record. The coding region runs from base 1 to 957 and encodes 318 amino acids. Lineage: Eukaryota; Metazoa; Xenacoelomorpha; Acoela; Convolutidae.
AUGUUAGACAGAAAAGAUGAUUUCCUGAUCAGUCCAAGUAAACUGCAGCGCCUCAAACAAAUUCUCAGCGAAGAAGUGAAGAGUACUAAUCAGAAAUUAUCAAAAAAUAUUCCAGAAUAUUCAACGGGAGAUCCAUACGAUACAUUUUUGGAAAUAAAGGAAAAAAUACUUCGAACAGAUCCUACCGAAGAAGAAAAAGAAGUGAGCUCGCAAAUACAAUCCACUUUACAACCAAUUCAACAAAAAGCCAUAGAUGCAUUGCAGCAGGUUGCGGCGGCAAAAGGUGGAGCUUUUCUUUUGGUUGACGAGAUCUCAUCUGAAACAUCUAUUGAUGACUUUGUUGCUGGCUUAGUUCAAGAUUGGGAUGAUUCGGAUUUUCAGCGAGAGAAAGGACUACUUCACGUGUUAUCUCUUAAAAAGUCAGACUUCGAUCCCCAGGGAGAUUUUGAGUUCCCAAGUCCAGCUGGCUUACUUCUAACAAGAGGUGGACUGGACUACCAUCAGCCGAACUCAAACUGGAUACGAGUAGGUCUUCGAGUUGCGACGAGGUACGACGGCGGAAAUGACGAUUGGCUGAAGUCCGGAAACAAAAAUGAAUGGGCUGUUGGUUUUCAUGGAAGUGAUGAAGCUGGGACCCGCGCUAUCUCCCAGACAAGAAAUUUCAAAGUCGACGGGAACGGUCAACGAUAUCGAUUUGACAUAGAUGCGAAUGAGCUAAGCGAUAGAAAAGGUCAACCAUGUGGUAAAGGUGCUUACUUCGGAGCAAAAGUAGAAAAAGCCGAAGAAUACUCAAAAUACAAAGCCAGAGGUCACAAAGUUGUUAUUCAGGUGAGAAUCAAACCUGACAAAGUGAGGAUUCCAUCUGGAAGGAAAAGUUUCAGAAUCGUAAAUGACCCCGAGUUUAUUCGACCCUACGGCUUGUGUUUAAAAAUGAAACGUUACCCACUAUCUCGUUGAUUCACUUGAUAUUUUGUUUCUGAUAAAAAUUGUAUAGACACAGUUGCGUUUUUCCCAUAACAG